AGGAGGCCUAAAAUUCAUCAGGAAAAUGCCUUGUACAAAGUCUUAAACAAGUUCUACUUCCUUGAACUUGCACCAGCAGGCCUGUAGUUAGUUUCCACCUUGAUUGCAAGCCUUCAGCAAGGUGUUCCAGGAAGGGUUCAGUUUUGUACUGUCUGUACAGUAUCAAGAAUGCAAUUUUGUGCUAAGAAGUGACAUCCUUUUUUGGAACAAUACUCUGAUUUCUUGCACUAAUGGCUUUAAACAAAAUGAAGGAUUCGAAAUAUGAUGGAACAGAGCGCAUGUCUGUUGACUAUGUGCAGGGAAUUCUUCAACCCACACCCACCUGUGACACCUGGGAUCAGAUCUGGAACUUCCAAGCCAAAGCUGAUGAUCUGCUUAUUGCUACAUAUCCUAAAGCAGGAACUACAUGGACUCAGGAGAUUGUGGACUUAAUACAAAAUGAAGGUGAUAUUGAAAAAAGUCAACGAGCCCCUACUCAUGUACGAAUUCCUUUCAUUGAAUGGGUAGUUCCAUCUAUAGGAUCUGGUUUGGAACAAGCUAAUGAAAUGCCUUCACCACGGACCCUGAAAACACAUCUUCCCAUUCACUUACUGCCACCAUCUUUCCUAGAGAAAAACUGUAAGAUAAUCUAUGUAGCAAGAAAUCCCAAGGACAAUAUGGUGUCUUACUACCACUUCCACAGAAUGAAUAAGGCACUUCCUGAUCCAGGAACCUGGGAAGAAUAUUUUGAGAAGUUUCUCAAUGGAAAAGUGUGCUGGGGUUCUUGGUAUGACCAUGUAAAGGGAUGGUGGAAAGCCAAAGACCAACACAACAUUCUCUACCUCUUCUAUGAGGACAUGAAGAAGAACCCAAAGCAUGAAAUCAAGAAGCUGACAGAAUUUAUUGGAAAGAACCUAGAUGACAAAGUAUUAGAUAAAAUUGUUCAUCACACUUCAUUUGAUGUCAUGAAGCAGAAUCCAAUGGCCAACUACUCAACAAUUCCUACUGAAAUCAUGAACCACUCUAUUUCUCCAUUCAUGAGAAAAGGGGAAAUUGGAGACUGGAAGAAUCACUUCACUGUGGCUCAGAAUGAGAAAUUUGAUGAAGACUACAAGAAGAACAUGGCUGACACUAGUCUAACUUUCUGCUUUCAAUUCUAGUAAGAACAGGAACCAUAUCAUUCUUAGUUUAUCAGCCUGCUUUUUAUUAAUAAUCACUAACAAAUUACCAUCCAGACUGCAUAAUCUUGGAUUUAGGUUCUCAAACUAGGUGUUUGCUAUGUUUGCUUUUUUUCUACUCUAAUAAAAGUAAUAAAGCUGUUAGAAGUUGAGGGCAAAGUGGAGAAUGGAGACAGCAAAGGGAAGGAAGAAAGGGGACAAUAAAUUGCUAGUUAGUGAUGACAUCAUUGUUAUUACCAUUAUGCUCAUUUUUUAUAAUCAUGUGUUUGUUAACAUUAAAAUGCUUCAGUCCUCACAUGAGGCUACAUUAAAGUUUUCAGAUUAAGUGCUGUUUCAAGGAAAUAUUUACAUGCAGUGCUAAAAUAUGUAACUUGUAUUUCUCCAGCAAUAUCUUAAAAAUGAACUGACUUUGCACACAAAACAAGUGACUUCAUUUCCCUGUGAAACUCUCCAAUUCUCUUCAGGUUUAGUAGUGUCAUGGACCCAUUCCCUUCUUUCAUCACCAUCCACAUAAUAUCAGCUCUUGCUCUCCCCAUGCCAGCCACUGCUAUGACUCAGUCUAGGGCUGUGCCCUCACUUGCCUCCCUCCAGGGCCUCCACAAUCAGAUUUUAAUCCAUCAGCAAUGUAUGUCAAUUCUACCUCUAUGAAACCUCAUUUCUGUGCUCAUUUUUCCUGUUCAGAAAUCCUCUACUUCUUGCCUACACUCAUGCAUGCUUCCUAUCUAAUUUCUCUGUUUAUCACACAUCAACCAUAAUUAUUUUCCUAAAACAAGACUGAUUAUAUUUCUCUCUAGAUCAAAGAACUUCAAUAAUUCUGAAUUUUCAGUUCUUGAAAGAUAAAUCUCAAACUCUUUAGCCAUGAAUUCAAAAGCACCUAUUGCCAAUGACAUCUCAUCUUCCAAAGCACCUUUCCUGCUUCAUUUCACCUCCCAAACCACCACAACACUGCUGCAAAUUGUGAGUUCUGAUUAUAUCUUGAGGGCUGCCACUCUGUUUGCAAUUUUCCUCCAUCUGAAAUUCCCUUUCCUUUCUUUCCACCUAUCCAAAAGUCAUAAUGUUUCAAUAACUAGUUCAAGUUCUCCCAUUCCUCUUACAAACAAUGUAAUCUGAAGAGAUCUGCUCUUCCAAAAUCCUCAACACUUGUUAUAAUUUUUUUGUGAGUAAGAUUAAAGUACG
Molecule: messenger RNA, 2333 nt
Organism: Condylura cristata (star-nosed mole)
Lineage: Eukaryota; Metazoa; Chordata; Mammalia; Eulipotyphla; Talpidae
Gene: SULT1C4
Product: sulfotransferase family, cytosolic, 1C, member 4
Exons: 7
Coding region: 231-1139 (302 amino acids)
Biological process (GO): sulfation
Cellular component (GO): cytoplasm
Molecular function (GO): sulfotransferase activity
Source: RefSeq, a predicted model, not a curated record